Prosopis cineraria is the source of this 1232-nucleotide messenger RNA. Its product is annotated as MADS-box transcription factor 27-like. Gene Ontology annotation, cellular component: nucleus. The record is from RefSeq and is a predicted model, not a curated record. NCBI's taxonomy places the organism in Eukaryota, Viridiplantae, Streptophyta, Magnoliopsida, Fabales, Fabaceae. The transcript has 8 exons. Gene Ontology annotation, molecular function: DNA-binding transcription factor activity, RNA polymerase II-specific; protein dimerization activity; RNA polymerase II cis-regulatory region sequence-specific DNA binding. Bases 195 to 797 code for a protein of 200 amino acids. Gene Ontology annotation, biological process: positive regulation of transcription by RNA polymerase II.
UUGCUUCUCUUUCAUCUCAGGUACUUUUUUGCUUAUAAAGGUGUUACGGGACAGAAAUUAGAAAGGCGCAAGAAGUUAUGGUUGCAGUACCGAAACCACUGAUCUGAUAUAUAUAUAUAUAUGAAAAGCCAGAGGGGUUUGCUUCGGAGUAGGCUCUAACAAAAACCCUAAGUGAAGAAGGUGUGAAGGAAUAUAUGGGAAGAGGGAAGAUUGUGAUCCGAAGGAUUGAUGAUACAGCAAGCAGGCAAGUGACUUUCUCGAAAAGGAGAAAGGGAUUGAUGAAGAAAGCGAGAGAGUUAGCAAUCCUGUGUGAUGUAGAAGUUGGACUCGUUAUCUUCUCCAGCACUGGAAAGCUUCAUGAAUAUGCCAGUUCCAGCAUGAAAUCAGUGGUUGAGAGAUAUAACAGCUGCAAGGAGGAACAUGAACGACUGAUGAAUCCAGAAUCAGAGGUCAAGUUCUGGCAAAAGGAGGCAGAAACACUAAGGCAGCUGGUACAUAAUCUACAAGAAAACCAUAGGAAAUUAAUGGGAGAACAGCUUUAUGGUUUAAGUUUCAAGAACCUACAAGAUCUCGAGGAUCAACUAGAGAUAAGUCUCCGAGGUGUCCGCAUAAAAAAGGAACAAACUCUAGCAGAAGAAAUCCGAGAGCUGAGAAGAAAGGGAGACGCUGUGCAUCAGCAAAACGUCGAACUCUGUAAGAAGGUAAACCUCAUUCAACAAGAAAACAUGCAACUAUACAAUGAGCUUGACGUGUCAGGUUUAUGGCACAACAGAUGCGGCUGUAGGAAGCAGAAAUGAAUUCAUUUCAUAUGGCGCGCAUGCAGGACAAGAAUACCCACGAGCAAUGACCCGACUUCAGUUAUCGCAGCCUGAACAAGAAGCUCACGAGACAUCAGGCAGUGGCCCUGGAUGAAGGUCAUAUUAAUUAGUUACAUAUUUUAGCUCACCAUUGGUUAAAGAAAGAUGAUAUGUGACAUCAUAUUGCAGGAUAUAUAAUAACCACAAAGCAAGAAGUCACUUCGUUCAAUUGCCGCAAGCAUAUGGUUCGUCAAGAGAGAUCACUGAAGCAGAAGAAUCGGUACAGUCACGUUAACUAGUCAAAAUAAGAUGUGCAUGAAAGGGGCAUAUGUAAAAUAUUGGGCAGUAUCACAUGGACAUAAACUUUUCCCGCUUCUGUAACCAAUUGCUUUUUUAGCGAUAAUUUUCUAUCUACCAAGGUCUGAGAGUUAUAUA